AUGUGGCAUUCCAUGUCGCUGUCGGCUGCCUUAUGGCUGGCGGCAUGUGUACAGACAGUUCUUGGUGGCCCUCACGACCAAACGACGACAAAUGCGGACGGAAUCAGGAGUAUACCUUUGCGAACGCAUUCCCUCCAACCGCCGUAUUUGGAUUCGGAUAUGCAAAGUCGCUGGUUUGAUUUUGCAGGAAAUACGAUUAUCCGCGCAGACCAGUACAUAAGACUUACGUCUGACCGACCGUCACAAGCAGGAUUAAUCUUCUCGCGUGUGCCACUUACCGCAACGAAUUGGGAAAUUGAAGUAGAAUUCAAAAUACACGGCAAAAAUGUCCUCAACGGCGACGGCUUUGCCAUGUGGCUCACCAAACAACGCGCCACUAGAGGCGACGUCUUUGGCUCAGUAGACCGCUUCGAGGGCCUCGGAAUCUUCUUCGACACCUACAAGAAUAACCGUCCGGGCGUCGUGUUCCCCUACGUCAUGGCUAUGGUCGGCGAUGGCAACAAACCCUACGAUAAAGCAAACGACGGCAAGGAUAACGAAUUCCUGGGUUGUUCCGCGAGAGGGAUCCGAAACGCAGACAUCCCCACGAAGGCCCGCUUGACAUAUUUCCAAGACAAAAUGCUCAAACUCGAGCUCCAGUACAAGGCCGAGGGACAGUGGGAAGAAUGCUUCGAAACCGACGAGCCGCCUAUGAUCCCAUCCGUAGCGUAUCUGGGAUUCAGCGCUGAGACGGGCGAGUUGAGUGAUAAUCAUGAUAUCAUUUCCGUGAACACCAAGAAUCUGUAUGAUACCAAAACUAGGCCUGAGACUACUCGGGCCAAGGAUAAGGAUUCUCCAAAGGUGAAUAAGGGAGAGCAUAAGUCAAAGAAGGAACCGGGGACCGGGGGCGGGAGCUGGAGCUGGUUCUUCUUCAAGGUGGUGCUUUUCUUUGGAUUUAUUGCAGCUGCUUAUGCUGGGUUUACUGCAUGGAGAACCCAGCAGAGGAGAAGUCAUAGGUUUUAA
Molecule: messenger RNA, 1002 nt
Organism: Venustampulla echinocandica
Lineage: Eukaryota; Fungi; Ascomycota; Leotiomycetes; Helotiales; Pleuroascaceae
Product: Concanavalin A-like lectin
Exons: 5
Coding region: 1-1002 (333 amino acids)
Biological process (GO): endoplasmic reticulum to Golgi vesicle-mediated transport; endoplasmic reticulum organization; Golgi organization
Cellular component (GO): Golgi membrane; COPII-coated ER to Golgi transport vesicle; endoplasmic reticulum membrane
Molecular function (GO): D-mannose binding
Source: RefSeq, a predicted model, not a curated record